GCUGUUACUCGUUUGCGCAUGCGCUACUGAGCUUCAGUUACCUGGAGAUGGCGCAGAAACACAAACGUCGACAUGGAGCCACAGAUGUGACACGGCUGUCAGCUGCCGAGUCCUCCUCCAGAGGAGCUUCAUCAUCAGAAGACGCGUCCCGUAGUGUCUUCGCGAAGCUUCUGGCGGCGGGGUUUUACGGACUGAGCUCAUUUCUCAUCGUCGUUGUCAACAAAAGUGUCCUCACCAGCUACAGAUUUCCAUCAUCAACAUGUCUUGGAGUCGGUCAAAUGUUAGCCACUAUUGUGGUUCUGAGGAUUGGAAAGAUGAUUGGAAUCAUCUCCUUCCCGGAUAUGGAUCUAAGUAUUCCAAAAAAGAUGUUUCCGCUGCCUCUACUGUACGUUGGAAAUCAAAUAUCAGGACUGUUUGGGACACAGCGGAUCAAUUUGCCAAUGUUCACAGUCCUUCGAAGGUUCAGUAUUCUUCUCACCAUGAUUUUUGAGGGACUUCUGCUAAAAAAGACCUUCUCCAUGUCUGUGAAGGCCACAGUGUUCACUAUGAUCUUCGGCGCCUUUAUUGCCGCCAGUGACGAUUUAGCCUUUGACCUUCAAGGAUACGUAUUCAUAAUGCUGAACAAUGUCCUGACAGCAGCUAACGGCGCUUAUGUCAUGAAGAAACUGGACUCUAAGGAUCUGGGGAAAUAUGGACUUCUGUACUACAAUGCUUUGAUCAUGAUCUUUCCUACUGUGGCUUAUGCGUAUUACUCAGAAGAGUUACAAAAGGGUUGGGAUUAUCCCGGAUGGUCCGACGUGCUGUUCAUGAUGCAGUUCGUUCUUUCCUGUAUCAUGGGCUUUGUUUUGAUGUACUCCAUCAUGCUGUGCACCCAGUACAACUCAGCCCUGACCACCUCCAUCGUGGGCUGCAUCAAGAACGUUGUCGUGACCUACAUCGGGAUGGUGUUCGGUGGAGACUAUAUUUUCACUUGGACCAACUUUAUCGGCCUGAACGUCAGUAUCGCCGGAAGCCUGGUUUACUCCUAUAUCACCUUUACACAAAAACCAACAAAGAAGGCGUAAAAACGACAAAGUCCCGCCUCUACAUCAUCGGAGAGUUCCUUUCACGUGUGUCACUUUUAAUUUUUUACAUUUUUUAAAAUGUGAGAUGUGGUGAUUUGGUAAUUUUAAAGACGAACCAAAGAACAUAGGAAAUGUUUUAUACAAUAUUUUUUUUCUAAAUCAGUUCCUAUUUUUUUAUAUAAUCGAGGCUGACUGCAAUUAUGUAGAUUUUUUUAAUGUGUUCUUUGGUUAUUAAAAAACUCAGGUUUGAUGUUAAAAUUUACUGGAAAUUUACACAUUCUUUAUUUUCACACUGACAGCCUCUAGAGGGCGCUCUGGGCUUGUUUACCAGUAUCUGCUACUCCUGUACCACUGAAAUUUAAAAUUUUAAUUUUACAGCCGCUAGAGGGCGCUGUUGCGACGUACACCUAGGAGCGACUUAUAUACAUUUUCUUCUUUAUUAUGCAUUUUUUGGCCGGUCCAGGCUGGUGUCCAGUCCAAAUGAGUAAAUAUAAAGUACAUUUCUCAUUGUGGCCCGUUAACAAAUGAUUUGCGGACCGGUACCGGUCCACGAACCUGGGGUUGAGGACACCUGACCUAAUCUAAAUUACCUUUACUGGCUUAAGUGACUUUACGCUUCGACUCCCUUCCGUUCCUAACGUCUCCCUAUAUUUGCAACCGUAAUUUAGUUUCCAUCCAGCAGGUGUCAGCAGAGCCCCAUCUGUGCCUGUCGGCUGCAAUCAGCGUCAGCCCUGCGACACGGUCUCUCAUUACUGGGCCAUUUCUCACCUCCCAUUUCCGUGACAACGAUCUGUCAGCUACAUUCGGUCUCUUUAAAUUCAGAAGAAUUCGCAGCCGUAUUUAAAAAAAACAAAACAAGAACUAGGCUGUGUUUUCUCUCAAUUGUGCUGGAGAAGAAGACGAAGACGUCUUAAGGAGCAAAUUGCCUCUUGUUGUAGCUGUUGGCUUUGAGCUGUACUCUGGGUACCUGGCACAAAUGAACCAUUAACUUCAGGGCCUUCGACACAGUUAGCACACGUUAACGUUAUUUAUAAUAGGAUUGGCAGAGCGCGAGUGUCUGCGAGCAGCUAAAGGGCGCCUCGUUUUUAAUAUUCGAAACAGUUUUCCGCAGAUAUGGGAGAUGAAGGGGGAAAGUGAGCCGAUUUUGUUUUUCGGAAAAAAAAAAUCACCCUUUAUGUUUGUCCUCAAAGCUCCUCAUUAAUCUUUAUAUUUUACACAGCAGACGAGAGAGAUUUCAUGCGUUAUCCACCGGGUGCAUCUGUGAAUGCGAUUUUUUUAUUUUUGCCAACAUUAAAAUUCAGAUAAAUCUGAUUAUUUUAUCUACGCCUUAGAUGUUUCUCUUCCCGCUUGCCUGUACUUAAAAGAGGGGGGGAAAAAAAUCUCAUGUGAAUUCGUUACGCUAAAGAAAAGUUGGAUGCAUCCUUGCUAUAAGGAAGCCAUUCUUUUAUACCUGUUGUGUCCAGCAGGGUCACCGAGACCUGACACAAGUGGAAGAUAGCCUAAAGAACACUCGUGUAAAGAUGAAAGCUGGGAUUAGUAUUCUCUCCUUCAUCCAGAAGUAGAAGAAAAAGGGUUGCAGAUUAAGCGGUGAUGUCUGUGAAAAGGCCCGAUCUCCCCGGACGGUCCUCUGUUUGACCGUUAUAAAUCUUUAGAAAUCUCAUUAUCUCGCCAAAGACUAGUCCUACUGACUAUUGUCAUUUUAAAGUUAGUGACCAGGAAUAUGUUUUAGAUGUAGUUCUUUUGAAACAUUUUUGUGCUUUAUUGUCAGGUGAAAGUAGAGGAAGAAGUUAGAAUUACACUGACUAUUUUUGGCUUUUCUGGGGGUUUUACUAUUUACUUUUUAGCUUAAUCAAACAUUCAAUGCCUGCUCUAAUUUUACUGGGGGAUUUUAUGCAGUAACUAAAAUAAUGAAAGAAAAAAAAAUCCAAUAUGCCUAACAUCUAGCUAUAGUUGCUUAUUUUUCUUUUUUUUUUCCUGUCCAAGUUUGGCUGUUUCCUGUUCAUCUCCUGUUUUUAUUUUUAUCAUUUAUUAUGAAAUUAACUUUAAAUUCAUGUCUAUUUGACUUAACCUUUUGCUGUUUUAUGCCAGUUUAAUUUUAUCCUGUAAAAAAAAAAAAAGUCAAACAUACGGCCCGAGGACCAAAACCGGCCCGCUGGGGGCUUCAAUUCGGCCCGCUUGAUGAAUUUUGAAAAUAUAUAAAAAUUCAUGUUUCGAUAAAUUAUAUUUCAUUAUAUAUUUCAAGAUUUAUCUAAUACAGAAAACUAUGGACUUUUACCAAACUCUAACUUUUAAUGAACAGAAAAACAUUUUAAUAGGUUUACAGCCAUGUUUAUUAUAAUAUAACGUUAUAUUGUAUUAUAUAUAAAACAUAUCAAAUAAUGUUGUUUAAUUUAUGGCUUAUAAUUCCUAAUAGUCCACUGUGAUCAAAUCUAUAUUUACUACAUUAGAAAACUCUCGUGGGCGGUGAUUGAUGCCAAACUCUAACCGGACAUUCUUCACUUAGUUUAAAGCUCUAAACGUAAAAGUUAAACCAUAUAUUCAUUUAAAAGAGUGCUACUUUGCUUUUAUCAACGCUGCACUUUUCUGCCCGGGACGCGACACACACAGGAUUAAGACAAAAACCGUUUCGAUAUCAUUUAAAGAAUUUGUAUGAAUCAUUUCGACCGUGAGAUUUAGCGCCUUAAUUAUUUAAUAAGGAAGACGGAGUUGUGCGCUACACCGCCGCCCCGAAUAUAUGAAUAUCCACUACAUUUAUUAUCGGCUGAAACUAAGAUAUAUAUAUAUAUAGUUUUUCUAUCCCACGCCGUUGCAAUAAAUUCAUUCAUGUCUUGAGUUAGGCGCUUGGAAAACACCAGUUCAUGCAUCACUGUUUUCGUGCGAGAUAUAUGUGUUUGUGGCAAAAAAAAAAAAAAAAAA
Cynoglossus semilaevis (tongue sole) is the source of this 3980-nucleotide messenger RNA. Its product is annotated as UDP-N-acetylglucosamine/UDP-glucose/GDP-mannose transporter. The record is from RefSeq and is a predicted model, not a curated record. Lineage: Eukaryota; Metazoa; Chordata; Actinopteri; Pleuronectiformes; Cynoglossidae. The coding region runs from base 48 to 1064 and encodes 338 amino acids. The transcript is spliced from 13 exons.